AGUCGCCCAUCAUGAGUGAGGAAGCGGCUACUGAAUUGGCGUCGCGAGUCGAAGGUUACGUUAGUCUUAGUGAGGACGAGGCUGACCCCGAGGCUGCCUUGCUGGCCCCACCAGAGACGGACUACGGCGUUGAGGAAGAGCAAGAUGAGCAAGAUGUCAUCAGUCCUGGGGUAGAGGGAGAACUGGAGGAGGCCCCUGCUGAGGUGGAUAGUGGGGUAGUACAGCCCUUGAAGAAGGCUCCCACUCGAGCUCGACGGAAGAGGAAUCGAACUCGGAAUAGGAAUGGGGAUGGCGUCUCAUCAUUACAGCCGCCUCCACCACCGCCACCGCCUCCUCCGCCCCCACCGCCACCACCGCCGCCGCCUCCUCCUCCGCCACCACCGCCACCCCCGGGCUCAGCUGAGGCUUUACAGACUGAUGAAGCACUUACUGCGAUGGCUGGUGGUUACUCGCCCUUCCGUUAUAGAGGAGCCGGUCAGCCGUUGUCAGUGGCGUUGGUGAAAAGCAUCAAGUAUCGUGUUCUGGUAAUGAGAUGUGAGACUUCGAUGACGGUCAUCUGCCCAGUGAGGAUGCAUAUAGAGGUCUCCUUACCGAGGAAGCCCGCCGGCUCAUCGGUACCAUUGGACCAUGCCGCUGUCUGUCGCCAAGCGGUGUCUUUUUUCCGGGCCCAUCUAGGUCCAGAGAGAACCCUCUGUGCUCAUUGGAUCCCCAAGGGCCCGGCUGCUGGGGUCAUUGAAGUGGCAAUACAACUCAUCCAACCAACAGACGGUAGCCUCUUCCCGAAGGAUGAAAUCUUAGCGGAGCGAAACAUCGGCAUUGACCCCGAGCAGCUACUGGUCACUGGUAUUGCUAGAUUGGACUCCUUCGACCGCUCAGUUCAGUCGUCGCCGCGGUCCUGGGGUUCCCUUGGUGCUGUCGAUUCAGUAGUAUUCGCGGUGCCGUUGUCCUGGGAGCCCGAACUACGCACGGUCCCCCCUGGGCAUCAGGUCGACACGAGGAGCGUAUGGUGGCGAGGGCUACUGGGAGGAGGUUGUCGCGGUCGUAUCAAGACCGUUUACCUGCAUGGUUAUCUGCCUCAACCACAGCACACUAUAACGUUUAAUAAAAUAUGGUCCACUGAGGUGGCCGUCCUCAUCUGCUGUACUACCACCCCAGUUGACGCCCUUAAUCUGGCCAACGUCUUGGACGGCCGCCUUCUAUCGGGGUGGGGGCCCAACCGUCAGAGGCAGAUGUUCCCUAUGAAGGCCCAGCCAGUGGACUUCGCUGCCUUCACUAAGCAUCAAGGGAAACUGCCAGACUGGAUGGCCCUUCCACUUUCCCCGACGCCUCCCGAUCUGUCUCCACCCCCUGCCUUGGCCCAUCCUGAGCCACCGCCACCCCCAGGGUAUCAAGCCUCGAUGGUCCCUCCAGCAGGUGAGCGGGAGGAGCAGACCAUGUGA
Messenger RNA from Perkinsus marinus ATCC 50983, 1439 nucleotides. RefSeq lists its product as hypothetical. NCBI's taxonomy places the organism in Eukaryota, Perkinsozoa, Perkinsida, Perkinsidae. The transcript is spliced from 2 exons. The record is from RefSeq and is a predicted model, not a curated record. Bases 12 to 1439 code for a protein of 475 amino acids.